This is a messenger RNA of Paramecium primaurelia, 6074 nucleotides long. The record is from the annotation of a GenBank genome assembly. NCBI's taxonomy places the organism in Eukaryota, Ciliophora, Oligohymenophorea, Peniculida, Parameciidae.
AUGAUAUCAGUUUGUCUAGCUCUAAAUGAUUGGGUAUAGGUUGACUAAAGUUAUGGGUAAAGUUUCUCUAAUAGUAACAACUGGCAUAUUUCAAAAUAUUGCGACACUUUUAACAUUGAUGCCCAAUAAUCAUAUUAUACCUGUACAGAAAAUCAUAUUAAAUAUGUACAACUUAAAAAAGACAAUUAAAGAAUAGAUAAAAUAUUUCCGAAAAAAAGUUACUAAUAAUAAGUAAUAUUUGAUAUUUUUUUUGAUGAUGCAGAUAGUUCUAUUAGUGAAAAAGCUAAUUUUACAUUAAACUUAACUAUUAGUUAAUCUUAAAGAUAUAUUAUGGAAUAAAGAAGUUAUAUUAAAACUGAUUUGACCCAAUAAUCAAGAAGGAUAUGUAACACUACAGGAACCAACUACUUUGAAUUUUAAACUAUUGUAGGUACUUCAUAAGUUUAAUAUUAUGAAAAUUUUAAUAUAUCAAUAGGUAUCGAUACUUUUAAUGACCUUCAAGUUAUAGGUGUAAGAAAUUUGUUUGUAUAUGUGAAAUAUUGUUUACCAACUUGCAAUACUUGUUCAACUUCAACAAGUUGUCUAUCAUGUUAUUAUGGUAGUCCAUAAGUAGAUGGAACUUGUAAUUGUGAUCCAUCUCAUUAAUUUGCUUAAACUGGAGUUGGAUGUAGAUAAGAAUGUGAUAGAAAUUACUACAUGGCAAGAUCAGAUAAUGUUUGUAUUCCAGAAUAAAGAAUUAUAAGUUAUAGUUAAUACUUUUAUUCUUAAACUUUUAGUGAUUAUAGUCCUUUUGAAUUCAUUGGAGAUAUUUUAUACCCAAGAACCCCUUCAUCAUUGAUUAUAGAUUGUUGCUCAACUACUUAUGUUGGAGGUUUAGUUCAUAAUGAGGGAAUGAGUUUUGAUACUGAAUAUGUUCAACACUUAAAAUUUAUCAGAUUAAGAGUAACAUUUUUUAUAAAGAACUUUUUGACUGAUAGUAAAAUUUAAAUAAAAUUUCAUAACUAAAUAUAAGGUGAAAUAAUAAAAACUGAUACUAAUUAUUAUUAUUAUGGAGUUAAAUUAAUUUAUAAUUCAAGUACAGAUUGUUCUACAUAUGAUUUAAUAAGAAUAGAAGCUAUCCUUAGAAUGUAUUCACCUUUUCCAAAACUUACUUUUCAAGGAGUAAACCCAGCUCCAGCAUCAUAAGAAUGGGGAUUCAGAAAUUUAACUAUUGAUUAUGGAUAUUGUUAAAUGAAUUGUUUAGUAUGUGAUGGGUUUUCAACUUGUGCUUAGUGUGAUGGCGUAUAUAAAUUAUUUUAAAAAAGAUGUGUUGAUAUUUGUCCAAUACAUUCUAUUAAUUGUAUUGAUUAUGCCGAUAUUAUACCAAGUAUUUUCAUUAAAUUUAUUAGAUUCUCGUUAUUUAGCAAAAGGAUUUUAUAAUUUAAAUAUGACUACUACAGAAAUAAGCCAAUUUUAUGAUACAACAAUUGAAACAGGUAGUAAUUUCUUAACAGGUCAGAAAUUUUCAAUAUUUCCAUAUAAAUUUGUGUUGGGAGGUGUAAUGGUAUGGAAUAAUGCAAUAUAUAAAAAAUAAUGGAUUAUAUCAAAACCUCAUUACGCUGUAACAAUAAGAUUUAAUGUUACUUAUGGAGAUUUAUAUACUGGAAAUUUUUAUUAUACUAUUGAAGGAGUUAAAUCAACAGCUUACCCAAAACCAACAUCAGGAGGUUACAAUAUAAUUGGUAAAAUUUCAGAAGAAAGGACAUUAUAUUUUGAAAUAUUUUAGAAUCCUUUCAAAUAAUCAACAUUAGAUAUAGAGUUAUAAUGUACAGAUACAACUUCAGAUCCAAGAGAUGAAUUUUGUGCAAUAUCUGAAUACUUUAUUGUAGUACAUUAUGUAAAAAAUUAAUAUAAAAUUAUAGUGUUAACCAUUUUGUUAAGAUUGUAAUGAUGGAAACUCGUGUGUUACUUGGGAAUCUGGACACACAAGUUCAGCUUGUUUAACAAACUAAUUUUUAUAAUUUAACCCUGUAUCAGAAUCUUAUAGUUGUAUCACAUGUAACUAACCAGGAUGUUUAGCAUGCAAAAAUAUGGAUGAAUGCACUUAAUGUGAUACAUCAAGUUAUUAUAAUUAUUUAGAAAAUGGAUGGUGUAUAUCAAUUAAUCCAUCUGUACCUCGACCUCCAAUUCAAACUACUCCUCCUAUUAUUAUUAUAUGUAAUAAAUAUUGUGAAACAUGCACAGGAUCUUUAUAAACUAAUUGUUAAUCUUGCGUAAUUGAAUUUCAUAGAUAUUUAUAUAACAAUGAAUGUAUAUGUUAACCUGGUUUCUAUGAUGAUGGAAUUAAUAUCCUAUGUUUACCUGUAUGUGGUGAUUUAAUAAUAGUUGAAGGAGAAGAUUGUGAUGAUGGUAAUCAUAAUCCUUAUGAUGGAUGUAAUAAUUGUAAAUUUGAUUGUGAUGAAAUUUGUAAUGAUUGCUUUUAAGGAUUUUGUUUUAAUUGCAAAAAAGGUUUUCAAUUAGUAGAUAAUAAUAAAUGUAUUUCCAUUUGUGGUGAUAAUUUAUUAGUAAAAACAGAAGAAUGUGAAGAUAAUAAUUAGAUUCCUAAUGAUGGAUGUUAUAAUUGUAAAUUUUAAUGUCCAAAUAAUUAUAUUGAUUGUUAAUUUAAUUAAUGUAUUAAAUGUGAUGAAUAAAAUGGAUGGUAUCUUAAGAAUAACACUUGUUAAACUAUUUGUGGAAAUACUUUAAAUAUCUAUUUGAAUACAAAUAAUAUUGGUUAUGAUUUAUUAGAUCAAUAUUGCUUUUAAUAUCUCUACAUAUGUCAAGAUACUUGUUCUACUUGCUAUAAUGGGAAAUGUUAUUAAUGUAAUGAAGGAUGGAUUCUAAAUAUUAUUGAUAGAAUUUGUUAUCCAAUUAAUGGAGAUACAUUGAUAGUAGGUAAUGAAUAAUGUGAUGAUGGAAACUAAAUAGUAAAUGAUGGAUGUUUUUAAUCUUAAUUUUAAUGUUAACUUUAAUGUGAACUAUGUUUAUAUGGAUAAUGUUAGAAGUGUAAAUCUGGAUUUAUUAUUAUUAAUAACAUUUGUUAAGAAAAUAAUUUAGAUAAUUAAGUAGUGGGUUAAGAAUAAUGUAAUGAUUAAAAUUUAAUUGGAUUAGAUGGGUGUUUCUAAAAUAGAUUUGAUUGUCCUUAAUUUUGUUUAAUUUGUGUUAUGGGAUAAUGUUUAGAAUGCAAUAUUACUUCAGGAUAUGGAUAUAUUGAUAAAUUAAAUAAUAAAUGCUUGUCUAUUUGUGGAGAUGGUAUAAAAUCAAUGGAAGAGGAUUGUGAUGAUAGAAAUGAGAUUCCUAAUGAUGGAUGUUUUUAGUGUCAUUACUAUUGUGAUUAAAAUUGUUUUGAUUGUAGAAUGGGUAUUUGUUACUCAUGCUAUUUUGGAUAUUAUUUAAAUUAAGAACAUAAUUCUUGCUAUAGCAUUUGUGGUGAUGGAAUUAUAGCUUCAAAUGAGUAAUGUGAUGAUUUAUAAAUUAUAGCUGAUCAGGAAUGUUUAAAUUGUUAAUUAAAGUGUUAAAAAGAAUGUGUAAGUUGUUAUGAAGGUAAAUGUUACGCUUGCGAAGGAAUAGGAUGGGAGAUUGAUUUAGUAUCAACAGUUUGUAGAUCAAAUUGUGGAGAUGGAAUAAUAGUUGGAAAAGAGUAAUGUGAGGAUGGAAAUGAAAUAGAUUAAGAUGGUUGUUAUUAAUGCGAAUUUUAAUGUUAAUAAUAAUGUACUAAAUGUUUAUUAGGAGAUUGCUUAGAAUGUAAUUCUAAAGGUUGGUAUUUAUAUGAGAAUUAUUGUAUAUCUGAAUGUGGAGAUCAAAUUGUAGUAAAAAAUGAAUAAUGUGAUGAUGGAAAUGAUAUUCCAUAUGAUGGUUGUUAUGAAUGCUAAUUUUAAUGUUAAGUUGAAUGUACAGAUUGUAAAUUUGGAAUAUGUUAUGAAUGUGGAUUGUAAGGUUGGCAUUUAAUUAAUAAUCGUUGUAAUUCAAUUUGUGGUGAUAGAUUUGUUGUUCAAGAUUUAGAAUAAUGUGAUGAUGGUAAUUUGAUAUAGUAUGAUGGUUGUUAUGAAUGUAAAUUUUAAUGUUAAGAAGUGUGUACACUUUGUAAACAAGGUAUAUGUUAUGAAUGUGAUGUAUUUGGUUGGAUAUUAGAUAAUCAUAUUUGUAAACCAUUUUGUGGGGAUGGAAUCAUAAUUGAUCAUGAAUAAUGUGAUGAUAUGAAUGAUAAUUAAAACGAUGGGUGUCAUAAUUGUUUAUUUUUAUGCGAUUAAUAUUGUAUAGAUUGUUAUUAAGGAUAAAUCUGUUAAAAAUGUGAAAUAGGAAGAUAACUUUAUUAUAAUGCUUGUAUAGCUUAAUGUGGGGAUGGUUAUUAUGUUAAAUCAGUAGAGGAUUGUGAUGAUGGGAAUCAUGUAAAUGGAGAUGGAUGUAAUAUAUAUUGCUAAAUUGAAACUGAUUAUUAAUGUUAAAAUAAAGAAGGUAGUUAUUCUUUAUGUGUUUACUAAAAAUUGCCAUAAUUUGAGAUUAAAUUACUCCCAAUUUAAGUUACAGAUAUUUAAGAUAUAUAAGUAAAAUUUGAUUAAAAAAUGAAGUAUUUAGGUAAUUCUGAAGAAUAAUUAUAUACUUUAAUUAAUUCAACUCUUUUAGAUAUGUAAGAUUCUGAUUAUAAGAUAAUACAAUAAUUGUAAAAUAAUGAAUAAGAAUCUGAAAUAACAAUUAAAUUUAAAGUUUAUAUAUAUGUUCCUAUUGAUAGACCAAUUUUGAAAAUAUAAUUUUUAAAUGAAUCAUUUGUUUCUCAAUAAAAUCUGCCACUUUUAUAAUCAAUGAAAAUUAUUCCAUUACUUACACCUACAAUAUUAAGUUAAACUUAAGUAACUGUAGCUUAAAAUACUGCUACUUUUAAUGAAGCAGUCAUAUAUUUUUAAAUCAGUUUAUCUUCACUUUGUUUAAUGACUGGUUCUUCUGAACUAUUUUGGAAUUUGAUGGAUCAAUUAUAGUAUUUAUCGUAUAUUAAAUAUAUUAAUAUUCGAUUUCCUCCAAAUCUUAAUAUUUAUUUUGAUGUUUUUAAAAUGAUUACAAUCAAUCCCUUAAUAUAAGCAUUUGGAAUAGAUAAAUUGUUAAAUCUUAUUUAAUAAGGAGAAAAUAAAGAAAUUUCAAAUAAUGAUAAAUUUUUUAAUGAUGAUAUUAGUGUUAAUUUUCUAGACAACUUUAAUAGUUUUUUAUUUUGUUCGAUAUCUGCAUAUACAAGUUAUUUGUUUGUUAAAUAUUCACAUAUAUACUUAUAUCGAAUAAAUCCAUAAACUAUUAAGAAAAUGAACCUUACUGUUGCUAAAAUUUAUAUAUUUAUGAGAAAAAAGUUUAUGCAAUAAUCUAAAUAAUUCUAUUACAAUGUUGUCUUAAGAAUUUUCAUGUCUAGUGCAUAUGAUAUUGCUUUUGCAAUGACCAUUUAGCUUGCUUAUUUUUAAAGUAAUAAUUUAAGUUAAUUAAUAACUUCAUAUGCUUCUUUAAUAGUUUUUUCUUCUUAUUUAGGUAUAUCAAUCUACAUAUUUAAUUUACUGUAAAAAUUUUCUAAUUCAAAUACAUUAAAGAUUAAAUAAUAAUAUGAAGCUUUAUUUGAAGGAACAUAGAAUACUUAGUAUGUUUGGAUUGUAUAAUAUAAUAGUAUUUUAUUAUUAAAAAAGUUUAUUUUCAUAUGCAUAAUUGUUUUUAUGUAAACAGAAGGUAAACUUCAAACAAUGAUCAUAGCUUCAAAUUAGACUUUAUUUCUUUUAUAUUUCAUCUCAAAUAAACCUUUAAAGAAUAUUUAUGAAUAUUACAAAAUGAUAAUAACAGAGUCAAUUAUUAUUUUUAACACAAUUUCAUUUUUUUUUUAUGAUUAUUUGAAGGAUAUUGGAUUACAUCAAAAUUUUAGUAUAACUUUAGGCUGGGUUCAUAUAUUCACUUUUUCAGCUAUCCUAUCAUUCUCUUUGAUCAUCGAUGUGUUUUUAUAGUCAUAAGUCUUACUGUAAAAAUUGAAAAAAUUUUUCUGUGAUAAUAAGAAAAAAGAGACAUCUGGAACAUCAUAAACAAUAUUUAUUUGA